Lobosporangium transversale is the source of this 842-nucleotide messenger RNA. Its product is annotated as cytochrome c oxidase subunit VA-domain-containing protein. Gene Ontology annotation, cellular component: mitochondrial inner membrane. Gene Ontology annotation, biological process: mitochondrial electron transport, cytochrome c to oxygen. The record is from RefSeq and is a predicted model, not a curated record. The transcript is spliced from 2 exons. Lineage: Eukaryota; Fungi; Mortierellomycota; Mortierellomycetes; Mortierellales; Mortierellaceae. Bases 130 to 552 code for a protein of 140 amino acids.
GAUCAUUUUAAUGAAUUGUAUUCCAAUCCAACUUUCUCAUUAAUUCAUCUUUCAUUACACAUAGACUCUCUCUGUCUCUCUCUCUCACACACUUCUCUCCUUCUCGAUUACGCGUCUAAUACCAAUACCAUGACUCGCUUCGUUGCUCUCUCUCGCCCACUUGCCGCUGCCGCCCGUGUUCAAGUCACUCGUUCAGCUCUUGCAACUCGCGCUGCUAUUCAGAUCCGUCAUUACUCUGCCGAUCACCACGAGGAAUCAUUUGAGGACUUUACAGCUCGCUUUGUCAAGUUCUUUGACAAUGUGGAUGAUUUGUUUGAGCUUCAGCGUGGAUUGAAUAAUGCUUUUGGUUAUGAUUUGGUUCCUGCGCCUUCAGUUAUCGAGGCUGCUCUCAAGGCUGCUAGACGCGUCAAUGAUUACCCUACAGCUGUCCGUAUCUUUGAAGGAUUGAAGGUCAAGACUGGAUCGGAUGCUAUUUACAAGCAAUACUUGGAUGAGCUGGCUCCUCUGAGGGCUCAGUUAGGUGUUGAUACCAAAGAGGAACUUGGAUUUUAAAAAAGUAACAACAACAGCGACAACAACAACAACAAUGACAGCAGCAGCAGCAGCAGCAACAUUGACAUCAUCAGCCGCAAAGAGCAACAAUAUUUUUGUACAGUUUCAGGAGAGUAUUGAAGAAGAAGAAAAAAAAAAUGGCCAGAAAAAAAGUAGAGAAAAGGAGGUUCAGUUGAUACUGCAAUAAGCGACAUAAUACAAUACAGCAAUACAAUGUUUGCAAUGCUUCCUCUGUUGAAAAACUAGUGCAGCAACACAUAGAGUUGACCUUCUUGACUCUUUCUUUCUCU